CAAAGCCGGGGCCGGGCGCGAGCGGUGUCCCUGCUGUCCACUCCUUGUGCGCAGACCCUAGGGCCCGGCCCCGGUCCCACCGAGCCAUGCUGUGCGGCCACUGGAGGACGUGCCGCCGCCCACCCGAGGAGCCCCCGGUGUCCACCCAGAUCGCAGCGCCCCUCGCACUCCCGCCCUCGCCCGCGUCCCCGGACGGCGGCACCAAGAGGCCUGGGCUUCGUGCACUGAAGAAGAUGGGCCUGACGGAGGAUGAGGACGUCCUGGCCAUGCUGCGGGGCUCCCGGCUCCGCAAGAUCCGCUCGCGCACUUGGCACCAGGAGCGGCUGUACCGGCUGCAGGAGGACGGCCUGAGCGUGUGGUUCCAGCGGCGCAUCCCGCGCGCGCCGUCGCAGCACAUCUUCUUCGUGCAGCAUAUCGAGGCGGUUCGCGAGGGCCACCAGUCCGAGGGCCUGCGACGCUUCGGGGGCGCGUUCGCGCCUGCGCGCUGCCUCACCAUCGCCUUCAAGGGCCGCCGCAAAAACCUGGACCUGGCGGCGCCCACGGCCGAGGAGGCGCAGCGCUGGGUGCGCGGCCUGGCCAAGCUGCGGGCACGCCUCGACGCCAUGAGCCAGCGCGAGCGCCUCGACCACUGGAUCCACUCCUAUCUGCACCGGGCAGACUCGAACCAGGACAGUAAGAUGAGCUUCAAGGAGAUCAAGAGCCUGCUCAGGAUGGUCAACGUGGACAUGAAUGACAUGUAUGCCUACCACCUCUUCAAGGAGUGUGACCACUCCAACAACGAGCGGCUGGAGGGGACCGAGAUCGAGGAGUUCCUGCGGAGGCUGCUGAAACGCCCUGAAUUGGAGGAGAUCUUCCAUCGCUACUCGGGUGAGGACCGUGUGCUGAGUGCCCCCGAGCUGCUGGAGUUCCUGGAGGACCAGGGCGAGGAUGGCGCCACCUUGACCCAUGCCCAGCAGCUCAUUCAGGCCUAUGAGCUCAAUGAGACAGCCAAGCAACAUGAACUGAUGACACUGGAUGGAUUCAUGAUGUACCUGUUAUCACCUGAGGGGGCUGCCCUGGACAUGGCACACACUUGUGUAUUCCAGGACAUGAGCCAGCCCCUCACUCACUACUUCAUCUCCUCCUCUCACAAUACCUAUCUGACUGACUCUCAGAUCGGGGGACCCAGCAGCACUGAAGCCUAUGUUAGAGCCUUUGCUCAAGGAUGUCGCUGUGUGGAGCUGGACUGCUGGGAGGGGCCAGGAGGGGAGCCUGUUAUUUACCAUGGCCACACGCUAACCUCCAAGAUCCUCUUCCGAGACGUGGUCCAAGCUGUGCGGGACCACGCAUUCACGUUGUCCCCUUACCCUGUCAUCUUGUCCCUUGAGAACCACUGUGGGCUGGAGCAGCAGGCUGCCAUGGCCCGCCACCUUCGAACCAUCCUGGGAGACAUGCUGGUGACACAGGCACUGGAUCCCCAGAGCCCUGAGGAGUUGCCGUCUCCGGAGCAGCUGAAAGGCCGGGUCCUGGUGAAGGGGAAGAAGUUACCAGCUGCUCGGAAUGAGGAUGGCCGAAUUUUAUCAGACAGGGAGGAAGAGGAGGAAGAGGAAGAGGAAGAAGAGACUGUGGAGGCUGCAGAGCAGAGACGGCAGGCCAAGCAGAUCUCCCCGGAACUGUCCGCUCUGGCCGUGUACUGCUGUGCGACCCGCCUGCGGACGCUGCGCCCUGGCCCUGGCCCCCCACAUCCCUGCCAGGUCAGCUCCCUCAGUGAGCGAAAGGCCAAGAAGCUCACCAGGGAGGCAGGGAACAGUUUUGUUAGGCAUAAUGCUCGCCAACUGACCCGUGUGUACCCACUGGGGCUGCGGAUGAACUCAGCCAACUAUAACCCUCAGGAGAUGUGGAACUCCGGCUGUCAGCUGGUGGCCCUAAACUUCCAGACCCCAGGCUACGAGAUGGACCUUAAUUCUGGGCGCUUCCUCGUCAAUGGGCAGUGCGGUUAUGUCCUGAAACCUGCCUGCCUGCGGCAACCUGACACAACUUUUGAUCCCGAGUGCCCUGGACCUUCCAGAACUACUCUGACAGUCCAGGUACUGACUGCCCAGCAGCUACCCAAGCUGAAUGCUGAGAAGCCCAGCUCCAUUGUGGACCCCCUGGUACGUGUGGAGAUCCAUGGAGUGUCCGCAGACUGUGCUCGAAAGGAGACUGACUACGUACUCAACAAUGGUUUCAACCCCCAUUGGGGGCAGACCCUGCAGUUCCAGCUGAGAGCCCCAGAGCUGGUGCUGGUCCGGUUCGUGGUAGAAGAUUAUGAUAGCACCUCUCCCAAUGACUUUGUGGGCCAGUUUACACUGCCUUUCAACAGUUUAAAGCAAGGGUACCGUCACAUCCACCUGCUUUCCAAGGACGGGGCCUCGCUGUCUCCAGCCACACUGUUCGUCCACAUCAGCAUCCAGCACUCUUCAGGGCCUGACUGACCUACCAGGGUCCUGCAGGUGCCAGUCAGCACUGCUGCACAGAGCCCUGUUCUCUGCAGUGAGGGAUCUGGGAGUAACAGCCCCUCAAGCCCACUUAUCCCACUUGCCAGGUGCUGGCCUCUCCUGGGUGCUGAGGGUUGCUGGGUUCCUCCUGAAGGACUAGCCUGUGAUCUGUGCUCUGUCGACCUGAUCACUUGACUUUAAUGGACUCUACCCCUGGGGUUUUGAAAUGGCCCAGCUCCCCUGGUCUCAGCCACCCCUUCUUGGUGGCUUCUGAAGAUCCAGGCCUGCUGCUGCUAGACUUGGGUAACAGAACGCCUGCGAACCCUCAGCCCCCUAGCAGUACCAUCCUAGCCUGUCCCCCACAAGGGGAUGUCUCCAUCCUGGGCAUUAUCUAGCCCCUCAGCCCUCCUCCCCUGCUGCUCUUGAACGUGAGCUCCCCCUCCUUUCCCCUCCCUUUCUGAAAGCAAGAAGGGAGAAUAAGGGAACACCGAAGCAGUGCCCUAGGGAACUCUACAUUAGGUUUGUAAUUUGUGUCAUAGAAGAGCCCUGAAGAGGGCAGUAGAAGGGUAUCUAUUUUUAAAAAUAAAGAAGCAAAUUUACUUUAUCACCCCCAGCGAGAGCACCUCUA
Molecule: messenger RNA, 3084 nt
Organism: Castor canadensis (American beaver)
Lineage: Eukaryota; Metazoa; Chordata; Mammalia; Rodentia; Castoridae
Gene: Plcd3
Product: phospholipase C delta 3
Biological process (GO): lipid metabolic process; intracellular signal transduction
Cellular component (GO): plasma membrane
Molecular function (GO): phosphatidylinositol-4,5-bisphosphate phospholipase C activity
Source: RefSeq, a predicted model, not a curated record